Messenger RNA from Trichoderma citrinoviride, 699 nucleotides. RefSeq lists its product as hypothetical. The coding region runs from base 1 to 699 and encodes 232 amino acids. The transcript has a single exon. Lineage: Eukaryota; Fungi; Ascomycota; Sordariomycetes; Hypocreales; Hypocreaceae. The record is from RefSeq and is a predicted model, not a curated record. Gene Ontology annotation, cellular component: mitochondrion. Gene Ontology annotation, molecular function: (3R)-hydroxyacyl-[acyl-carrier-protein] dehydratase activity.
AUGCCUCCAAGGAGCAUAGCCCCAAGACUCUUCUCCCGCAAACGACCACACAUCUCAACCUCACCAGCCUCACACCCCCAGCCAUGCCCAUACUCACACUCAUACUCACACGCAACGCCCUCCCCCAAACCCAUCGACAUCCAAGACCUCAGAUCAAGACCCCCCAAGGUCAUCCGCGACUACCUCGUCCCCAUGCCCUCCCACCUCCUCACCACCACCCUCGACGACCUUCUCCUCCUCCGCACACCACCAGCAUCAACAACAAGACAGCAGCACCUCCCGCAGGGCCACCACCUGGUCUACUUCCCCCUACAAACGCCCGCAUCGCAGCUCGCCCCCGACGGCGCAGACAGAGACCACGCGCCCAACGAGGAAUUCACCAAGCGCCUCUGGGCAGGCGGCGAAGUGCGCUUCCACCACCACCACCGGAGAAACCUGGUGCUUGACGGAAGGCCAUGGGUUUGUAGAGAAGAGAUCGGGGACGUGCGCGUCAAGGGCGAGGAGAAGAAGCCCGGCAGUGAAAAGGUGUUUGUCGACGUGUGGAGGAGAUAUGCCCUCGGGCAUGACCCGAACCCGAAGGAAUGGGAUAUCGAGGAGCGCAGGACGUUGGUGUUUAUGCGCGGAACGGGAGAUGAUGUUUCUCAGGAGGCACCCAAAGGACGACUUGUCAAGUGUGAGUUCCCCUUUCUUCUAUCCUGA